This is a messenger RNA of Coregonus sp. 'balchen', 9818 nucleotides long. The record is from the annotation of a GenBank genome assembly. Lineage: Eukaryota; Metazoa; Chordata; Actinopteri; Salmoniformes; Salmonidae.
GGUAGGAGUUGAAAGGUCAUACUGACUGCGAAGGUUUGUUGUCCUAGCUAGUUUGUCAGCUUUUUUUCAGCAAGGAACGCUUCAGAUAUGUCCGCGUCUGAAGAACAAGAAGACACAGGGACCACUGUUCCAUCCGUCCUCAUUACGAGCUGUGACGUUGGCUUUAAUGAACAAGAUUUGAUAAAACGUAAGUAGAUGCGAGGGUAGCAAAAUGGCAUAACUAGCUAACGUUAGCUUUAAUACAUCGCAAGAUCACUCUAACAGGCUGCCUAAACAGGAACACACAAACAUGUAUUACUGUUUAUAGAAGCUGUUCAUCACUGACAUUGUGAAUGUGUUGCGAAGUUAUCUACUGUAGCUAGUUUGAUAUAUAUAUAUAUAUAUAUAUAUAUUUUUUUUUUUAUACAGGACAGGCAGUUGCUAGUUGCUAAGUGAUGUAGCUAGCCAGCCAGCACUAGAGCUACCAACCAGCUAGCCGACUGAAGCCAAAUAUGGGGAUAACGUUACAGCUUGUGUGACUGGCAAACAUUUAAUCAUGUCUAUUGCUUUUUCAGAGAUUCUAGGCACCACAUCGUUGCCAAAUCCGUCCAAGGAGGAGGAUACGGUAGUGUGGUACCCAUGGACUAUCAACAACAAGUAUUACACUGCAGACGUCAGCCUCUGUGUUGUGCCCAGUACAUACCAGAUGACCUCGGAGAUAGCCCAGUCCAUGCAGGCUUUCAUUGCUUACUUUGACAGCACAGUGGUAAGUGAUGUGUGUGUGUGUGUGUGUGUGUGUGUGUGUGUGUGUGUGUGUGUGUGUGUGUGUGUGUGUGUGUGUGUGUGUACAGUGCAUUCGGAAAGUAUUCAGACCCCUUGACUGUUUCCACAUUUUGUUACGUUACAACCUUAUUCUAAAAUUGAUUUUAUUUAAUUUUUUCCUCAUUACACAAUAAGCCAUAAUGACAAAGCAAAACAGGUUUUUAGAAAUAUUUGCAAAUGUAUAAAAAAAAAAAAAAACUGAAAUAUCACGUAAGUAUUCAGACCCCUUACUAAGUAUUUUGUUGAAGCACCUUUGGGAGUGAAUACAGCCUUGAGUCUUCUUGGGUAUGACGAUACAAGCUCGGCACACCUGUAUUUGGAGACUUUCUCUCAUUCUCAUUCCUCUGCAGAUCCUCUCAAGCUCUGUCAGGUUGGAUGGGGAGCGUCGCUGCACAGCUAUUUUCAGGUCUCUCCAGAGAUGUUCGAUCGGGUUCAAGUCCGGGCUCUUGCUGGGCCACUCAAGGACAUUCAGAGACUUGUCCCAAAGCCACUUCUGCAUUGUCUUGGCUGUGUGCUUGGGGUCGUUGUCCUGUUGGAAGGUGAACCUUCACCCCAGUCUGAGAUCCUGAUCACUCUGGAGUAGGUUUUCAUCAAGGAUCUCUGUACUUUGCGCCGUUCAUCUUUGCCUCGAUCCUGACUAGUCUCCCAGUCCCUGCCGCUGAAAAACAUCCCCACAGCAUGAUGCUGCCACCAUGCACCGUAGGGAUGGUGCCAGGUUUCCUCCAGACAUGAUCUUGGCAUUCAGGCCAAAGAGUUCAAUCUUGAUUUCAUCAGACCAGAGAAUCUUGUUUCUCAUGGUCUGAGUCUUUAGGUGCCUUUUGGCAAACUCCAAGCGGGCUGUCAUGUGCCUUUUACUGAGGAGUGGCUUCCGUCUGGCCACUCUACCAUACAGGCCUGAUUGGUGGAGUGCUGCAGAGAUGGUUGUCCUUCUGGAAGGUUCUCCCAUCUCCACAGAGGAACUCUAGAGCUCUGUCAGAGUGACCAUCGGGUUCUUAGUCAACUCCCUGACCAAGGCCCUUCUCCCCCGAUUGCUCAGUUUGGCCAGGCGGCCAGCUCUAGGAAGAGUCUUGGUGGUUCCAAACUUUUUCCAUUUAAGAAUGAUGGAGGCCACUGUGUUCUUGGGGACCUUCAAUGCUGCAUAAUUGUUUUGGCACCCUUCCCCAGAUCUGUGCCUCGACACAAUCCUGUCUCGGAGCUCUACGGAUAAUUCCUUCGACCUCAUGGCUUGGUUUUUUCUCUGACAUGCACUGUCAACUGUGGGACCUUUUUUAUAUAGACAGGUGUGUGCCUUUCCAAAUCAUGUCCAAUCAAUUGAAUUUACCACAGGUGGACUCCAAUCAAGUUGUAGAAACAUCUCAAGGAUGAUCAAUGGAAACAGGAUUUACCUGAGCUCAAUUUCGAGUCUCAUAACAAAGGGUCAGAAUACUUAAAGGACCAGUCAAAAGUUUUAGAACACCUACUCAUUCAAGGGUUUUUCUAUAUUUUUACUAUGUUCUACAUUGUAGAAUAAUAGUGAAGACAUCAAAACUAUGAAAUAACACACAUGGAAUCAUGUAGUAACCAAAAAAGUGUUGAACAAUUUUAGAUUCUUCAAAGUAGUCACCCUUUGCCUAAAUGACAGCUUUGCCCACUCUUGGCAUUGUCUUAGACAGCUUCACCUGGAAUGCUUUUCCAACAGUCUUGAAGGAGUUGCCACAUAUGCUGAGCACUUGUUGGCUGCUUUUCCUUCACUACGGUCCAACUCAUCCCAAACCAUCUCAAUUGGAUUGAGUUCGGGUGAUUGUGGAGGCCAGGUCAUCUGAUGCAGCACUCAUCACUCUCCUUCUUGGUAAAAUAGCCCUUACACAGCCUGGAGGUGUGCUGGGUCAUUGUCCUGUUGAAAAAGAAAUUAUAGUCCCACUAAGCCCAAACCAGAUGGGAUGGCGUAUCACUGCAGAAUGCUGUGGUAGCCAUGCUGGUUAAGUGUGCCUUGAAUUCUAAAUACAUCACAGACAGUAUCAACAGAAAAGCACCCCCACACCAUCACAGCUCCUCCUCCAGUCUUCAAGGUGGGAACCACACUUGCAGAGAUCACCCAUUCAUCUACUCAGACACGGCGAUUAGAACCAAAAAUCUCAAAUUUGGACUCAUCAGACCAAAGGACAGAUUCCCACCGGUCUAAUGUCCAUUGCUCGUGUUUCUUGGCCCAAGCAGGUCUCUUCUUAUUAAUGGUGUCCUUUAGUAAUGGUUUCUUUGCAGCAAUUCGACCAUGAAAGCCUGAUUCACGCAGUCUCCUCUGAACAGUUGAUGUUGAGAUGUGUCUGUUACUUGAACUCUGUGAAACAUUUAUUUGGGCUGCAAUUUCUGAGGCUGGUAACUCUAUUGAACUUAUCCUCUGCAGCAGAGUUAACUCUGGGUCUUCCUUUCCUGUGGCGGUCCUCUUGAGAGCCAGUUUCAUCAUAGCGCUUGAUGGUUUUUGCGACUGCACUUGAAGAAACUUUCAAAGUUCUUGACAUUUUCCCAGAUUGACUGACCUUCAUGUCUAAAAGUAAUGAUGGACUGUCCUUUCUCUUUGCUUAUUUGAGCUGUUCUUGCCAGAAUAUGGACUUGAUCUUUUACCAAAUAGGGCUAUCUUCUGUAUACCCCCCUACCUUGUCACAACACAACUGAUUGGCUCAAACGUAUUAAGAAGGAAAGAAAUUCCACAAAUUAACAAGGCAUACCUGUUAAUUGAAAUGCAUUCCAGGUGACUACCUCAUGAAGCUGGUUGAGAGAAUGCCAAGAGUGUGCAAACCUGUCAUCAAGGCAAAGGGUGGCUACUUUGUAGAAUCUCAAAUAUAAAAUAUUUUUUGAUUUGUUUAACACUUUUUUGGUUACUACAUGAUUCCAUAGGUGUUAUUUCAUAGUUUUGAUGUCUUCACAAUUAUUUUACAAUGUAGAAAAUAAAAAUAAAAUAAAAAAAACACUGGAAUGAGUAGGUGUUCUAAAGUUUUGACUGGUACUAUAUGUAAUUUUAAAACAUUUGCUAAAAUGUCUAAACUUGUUUUUGUUUUGUCAUUGUGGGGUUUUGUGUAUAGAUUGAGAAAAAAUAUAUAAAUUUUAUCCAUUUUAGAAUAAGGCUGUAACAAAAUGUGGAAAAAGUCAAGGGGUCUGAAUACUUUCCGAAGGCACUGUAUAUCGGUGGGGUUUGGUACAACAGGCUGCAUCUCAAUUUGUCUUUCUGUUCCUCGCGUCCCAUCUUUUUGCGUCCUACCUACUCAACCGAGGUCCAACUUUGAGGUGCCUCCCUGUCCCCUCAGACCUCCAGUGCAUUUUGAGAAGGAGGUGAGAAGAGAGGAUGCAACAAGUGUAGGAAAGAUAUUAAUUGAGAAACCUGGGGAUGUCUAUGCUUUGGUAAAUCACAGGUGUAUUGGCUAGAAACCAAACGGAAUCAAACAGAACAAUACUGGGAAAUGUAUCCAAUGGAGACUCUCAUUUUUGUUGCAAAACAUUUUCCAUUGCAAAAAGCUUUGCAAAAGUCUGAAAUGUUUUUGCAACCGUGUGCAACUUAUGAACACACCCCAGGUAACCGUUGUCUCCCUGUGGUCUGACAGAAGGAUGGUUUGGAGCGGCUGUCUCCCUGGAUAUCUGUGGUGGAAGACUUAGCUCCAGAGGUGCUCAUCCUGGUCUGUGACCGUGUGUGUGAAAGUGGUGAGUGUUACACAACCUGUGUGUGUGUGUGUGUGUGUGUGUGUGUGUGUGUGUGUGUGUGAAUUACGGUGUGUGAAACUUGUUCCAAAAUUGAACUAUACAACAACAACAACAACAACAAAAAACCAUCUUAUUCUACAGGCGUCAGUAGACAUGAGGCACAUCAGUGGUGUUUAGCCAACGCCUUCGAGUUGGUGGAACUCACCCCUGAAGACCUGCCAGAUGAGGAUGGUAAGAGAGAGAGAGAGUUUUUCAAGUAGCAGCAACAUGCUGAAUUGUGAUUACAACAUUUGAAUUAUUAAUCUUUUCAGUCUCGUGAGGGGGAAAAGGUGUUGUCGUGCCCUCUUCACGACUGUCUUGGUGUGUUUGGACCAUGAUAGAUUGUUGGUGAUGUGGACACCAAGGAACUUUAAACUCUCGACCUGCUCCACUGCAGCCCCGUCGAUGUGAAUGGGGGCGUGUUCGGCCCUCCUUUUCCUGUAGUCCACGAUCAGCUCCUAUGUCUUGCUCACAUUGACGGAGAGGUUUCUCAAUCAAAUCAAUCAAAUGUAUUUAUAAAGCCCUUUUUACAUCAGCAGAUGUCACAAAGUGCUAUACAAAGUGCUAUACAGUUGUCCUGGCACCACACGGCCAGGUCUCUGACCUCCUCCCUAUAGGCUGUCUCAUCAUUGUCGGUGAUCAGGCCUACCACUGUUGUCAUCAGCAAACUUAAUGAUGGUUUUGGAGUCAUGCUUGGUCACGCAGUCAUGGGUGAACAGGGAGUACAGGAGGGGACUAACCAUGCACCCCUGAGGGGCCCCAGUGUUGAGGAUCAGCGUGGCAGAUGUGUUGUUGCCUACCCUUACCACCUGGGGGCGGCCCGUCAGGAAGUCCAGGAUCUAGUUGCAGAGGGAGGUGUUUAGACCCAGGGUCCUUAGCUUAGUGAUGAGAUUUGUGGCACUAUGGUGUUGAACGCUGAGCUGUAGUCAAUGAACAGUAUUCUCACACAGGUGUUCCUCUUGUCCAGGUGGGAAAGACACAUCAGAGUCUGGCACAGUAAUUAUCCAAAUGUCCGUGGUAGUUUGACAAGACAGAAUUACAAUAAGAUCCAUUUUCGAAAUCAAACUUCUGACAUUUACAGUGCAUUCGGAAAGUAUUCAGAUCCCUUGACUUUUUCCACAUUUUGUUACGUUACAACCUUAUACCCCAUAAUCACAAAGCAAAAAACGUUUUUUUUUUUAGAAUAUCUGCUAAUUUAUUAAAAAUAAACUGAAAAUCACAUUUACAUAAGUAUUCAGACCCUUUACUCAGUACUUUGUUGAAGCACCUUUGGCAGCAAUUACAGCCUUGAGUAUUCUUGGGUAUGACGCUACAAGCUUGGCACACCUGUAUUUGGGGAGUUUCUCCCAUUAUUUUCUGCAAAUCCUCUCAAGCUCUGUCAGGUUGGAUGGGGAGCGUUGCUGCACAGCUAUUUUCAGGUCUCUCCAGAGAUGUUCGAUCGGUUUAAAGUCCGGGCUCUGGCUGGGCCACUCAAGGACAUUCAGAGACUUGUCCCAAAGCCACUCCUGUGUUGUCUUGGCUGUGUGCUUAGGGUCGUUGUCCUGUUGGAAGGUGAACCUUCACCCCAGUCUGAAGUCCUGAGCGCUCUGGAGCAGGUUUUCAUGAAAGAUCUCUCUGUACUUAACACAGGCGGACUCCAAGUUGUAGAAACAUCUCAAGGAUGAUCAAUGGAAACAGGAUGCACCUGAGCUCAAUUUCGAGUCUCCUAGCAAAGGGUCUGAAUACUUAAGGUAUUUGUUUUUUUAUUUGUAAUACAUUUGCAAAAAUGUCUAAACCUUGUUUUCGCUUUGUCAUUAUGGGGUAUUGUGUGUAGAUUACUGAAUACAUUUUUUUUUAUUUAAUCCGUUUUUAGAAUAAGGUUGUAACAUAACAAAAUAUGUAAAAAGUCAAGGGGUCUGAAUACUUUCCGAAGGCGCUGUAUAUAAUGUGAUGUAUCAGUCCAAGGCCACAGCUGCGGGAUUUCAGAUCAGACGGCAGAGUCUGAAUGGUUCUGGAUGGAGGUUUGGGCGGCAGGUAGCUUAGUGGUUAAGAGCGUUGUGCCAGUAACCGAAAGGUCGCUGGUUCUAAUCCCCGAGCCAACUAGGUGAAAAAUCUGUCGAUGUGCCCUUGAGCAAGGCACUUAACCCUAAUUGCUCCUGUAAGUCGCUCUGGAUAAGAGCGUCUGCUAAAUGAUUAAAAUGUAAUGUAAAAUGAGGUUAGCUUACCAACUCUCUCAUCCACUGUCUCUUCAAUACCUCCCAGAUGACUUCCCAGAGUCUACAGGAGUGAAGAGGAUUGUCCAGGCUCUCAACGCUAACGUGUGGUCCAGUGUGGAGAUGAAGGAUGGUGAGAUGGUUUCACAUAAUCUUAUUUAUAUGUAUGUAUGUAUGUAUCAAAUACAAUGCGCCGAAUACAACAGGUGUAGACCUUACAGUGAAAUGCUUACUUACAAGCCCUUAACCAACAAUGCAAUUUUAAGAAAAAUAAGUGUUAAGAAAGUAUUUACUAAAAUAAACUGAUGUAAAAAAAAUAAGACAAAUAAAAAAAUAAUUAAAGAGCAACAAUAAAAUAACAGUAGGGAGGCUAUAUACAGGAGGUACCGGUACAGAGUCAAUGUGCGGUGGCACAGGUUAGUCGAGGUAAUUGAGGUAAUAUGUACAGUACCAGUCAAAAGUUUGGACGCACCUACUCAUUCCAGGGAUUUUUUAAACUAUUUUUUACAUUGUAGAAUAAUAGUGAAGACAUCAAAACUAUGAAAUAACACAUGGAAUCAUGUAGUAACCAAAAAAAAGUAUUAAACAAAUCAACAUAUAUUUUAUAUUUGAGAUUCUUCAAAUAGCCACCCUUUGGCUUGAUGACAGCUUGAUUCUGGUGACCAUUUUUCAACGGACCGAAUCGCGGCUACUUCCUGUUUCAGCUUCUGCUUGUAAACAGGAAGCAAGAGUACGGAGUCAUGAUCUGAUUUGCCUAAUGGCGGACGAGGGAGGGCCUUGUAUGCUUGCUUGUGGCUAGAAUAGCAGUGGUCUAGGACUCCAUCGCCCCUAGUGGCGUUGGAGACAUGUUGAUGGAAGUUGGGCAUCACGUGCCUUAGUGAUGCCCAAUUAAAAUUGUCGGCUCUGGGUGUAGGUUUUCCUGCUUGUUUGUAGCCUUGUAAAGUUUGUUAAGCGCCAACUUGUUAUUUUUUCUCAAUUUCCCCGACUCCACUGUCCUGUCCGCCCUGUGAAUGGCGAAUCCAUCAAGUUGGAUAGCCAUGGGGGGGUAUCAUUUCCUAGAGCCAUGUUUCUGAAAAGCAAAGAAUUUUGCAGUUCCAAGAGUCCCGUUGGUAGCAAAUCCGCGAUCGGAGGGCAUCCAUCUUGUUAUCAUGUGACUGUACAUUAGCCAAUAGAAUGGAGGAAGAGGUGGCCGGUUUUCCCUUCACCACGAUUCCCCCCUAAUUUGCUAAGAAAAUACAAACUAGCUGUUUGCAGACGUAAGAAACAGAAACUGAUAGUGUAAUUAUAGAACGCUUGUGGAUUUAUAUUAAGAAUCAAAGUGAAAACGGCGUCGGUGUCAUCAACAUUGUUGCUUGUGCUGCAUUGACCAAGUGUCCCCGUGGUUGAGGAACAGCAGAAGUGCUCCUUGAGUGACGGUGCGGGGACAGGUCUGUGUGGGAAGCGGCAGAGAGAGAGAUGACUCGAGUAGGGAAGUAAACUAUAAAAAUGGAUGUUACACACGGCGAACCCAUUUAACAAACAAAACAUUAAAAUACCUUUUUAUAGAAGGUAAAGUAAUACCAAUAUAUGGUAAAAUACGGUAUACCGCCCAGCCCUAGCCAACCGUUGUCACUGUUGAUAUCCUAUGUUGUGUCGUGAUUUGUUUAAGUUAACAGAAAAGUGGUCUGUUCCCUUUUCCAAAUCAACAUCAGACAUUCCUAAAUAUAGAUAGAAGCUUUCUACAAGUCACCAAACGUGUAUAGGUUAUUCCAUGUUUCCGUGUGGCCUUUGAAUAGUGUUAGUUUAAACAGCGCUACACUCCAAACCUUUUCCCCUGUUCUAUUGAUUUCUAUGAUUUCUUCAACGUGAUAUCGAUGGAAGUGAUUAACCAAAAAAUAAUGAGUGAUUGACAAAAUGUUUCUCUUUCCGUUUUGGCGACCCCCCCCAAAUCAAAAUGCAUCACUCCAAAAGGAAGCUGACCUUCUUCUGCAGGUUGUUCUUUAACCAGUAAAAAAUAUCUCCAGUUUCCAUGUGUUUUUUUUUUUAUUGUUAGAUUUCCAAAAAUGUGCUGCGAUUUGAUUUAUUUUGAUAUACCAGAAAUCACCAAAACGGGUUUGGCCUGCCUAAUAGUAAUAUUCAACAGCACUGAUGAUGAUUCAGUUACUUUAUUAACAUAAGAGAGAUCGCUGUAUGGCAGCUCUUCCUCCAACAGGAAGUUUACUGUUUUCAUGGUCUGAAUCAGACAGAGAGAUGUACAAUACCUGACUCAUUCUCUCUCUCCCAGAACACAGUGGGGGCUUUGGUCUGAUGAGCAGCUUGGUGGCCUCCAGACGUAACAACCCACAGCCCAGACAGGAUACGCCACCCCCGGUCAGUGGUCCUGACAACCCACAGCCCAGACAGGAUACGCCACCACCGGUCAGUGGCCCAAAGCAGCCUUUUUUUUUUUUUUUUUAAACCUCUCCUCAGGGACCGUCAGACAUAUGACCUGUUCCAACUGGAACACCUGAUUCAACAUGUCAACUAAUCAUCAAGCCCUUCUACUUCAAUUGACUACAUUUUAGUCAUUUAGCAGACGCUCUUAUCCAGAGCGACUUACAGGCGCAGUUAGGGUUAAGUGCCUUGCUCAAGGGCACAUCGACAGAUUUUUCACCUAGUCGGCUCAGAGAUUAGAACCAGCGACCUUUCGGUUACUGGCACAACGCUCUUACCCGCUAAGCUACCUGACUACACAGUUCUGGGAACAGGCUACAUUUUCACCAUACUACAGUACAGGCAUUGAUGUAUUUUUUAAAUAAUGGUGUGUAUAUUCUAAGAUUGACAAACCAAUUUCCCCUUAAUUAAUUAAGUAUUACAUAGACCCACAGGUUUGCGUUGGUACCUAGUGCUGCAUACUGACCUGUUUUGUGUUGUCAGUCCUCCAGUCUGCCAGUAGAGGGCAGAGGAGACAGCGGGGAGCCCCAGAGGACUGAACCCAACCCUGACAACCGAGACACACAGGUUGACACCAUAGUAGGUGAGUGAGCUGGUUACAUUUAGUCAUUUAACAGACGCUACUAUCCAGACCCACUUACAGUUAGUGGAUUGAUCUUAACAGACGCUUUAUCCAGAGAGACUUAGUCAGUGGUAGUUAGUUGA